Molecule: messenger RNA, 2948 nt
Organism: Coffea eugenioides
Lineage: Eukaryota; Viridiplantae; Streptophyta; Magnoliopsida; Gentianales; Rubiaceae
Product: pentatricopeptide repeat-containing protein At5g65560-like
Exons: 5
Molecular function (GO): protein binding
Source: RefSeq, a predicted model, not a curated record
GGGUUGUGUGAGGUGGGGAAGUUAGAUGAGGGGAUGCAGUUGUUUAAGAAAAUGGGGGAGGACUAUUGUUGCCCUAAUGUUAGGACCUAUACGGUACUUAUUGAUGCAUUGUGUGGUUUAAGUAGGACAAUGGAAGCCUUGAAGUUAUUUGAAGAGAUGAAGGAGAAAGGUUGCGAGCCCAAUGUUCAUACUUACACUGUUCUCAUUGAUGGCAUGUGUAAAGAUGGUAAACUUGAUGAAGCGUCGAGGUUGAUGAUUCUGAUGUCAGAAAAGGGAUUUGUUCCUACCAUAAUUACUUAUAACGCUCUGGUUAAUGGUUACUGUAUGAAAGAAAUGGUGGAUGCUGCCUUCAAGAUAUUGGAAGUGAUGGAAUCUAAUAAAUGUAGUCCUAAUGCCCGAACAUACAAUGAAUUGAUUUCUGGAUUUUGUAAGGCAAAAAAAGUGCACAAGGCCAUGGCAUUACUUAAUAACAUGCUUGAAAGAAAGCUAGCUCCAACUAUUGUAACUUACAACUUGUUAGUCCAUGGACAAUGUAAAGAGGGUCAUGUUGAUAAUGCGUUUAGAUUGCUUAGGUUGAUGGAAGAGAGUAAUGUAGCACCUGACAAGUGGACUUAUGGUCCUCUAAUUGAUGCAUUAUGCAAAAAAGGCAGGGUUAAAGAAGCUAAUGCGUUGCUUGAUUCUCUCAAAGACAAAGGCCUGGAGGCAAAUGAAGUGAUGUAUACUGCUUUGAUUGAUGGAUAUUGUAGGGCAGCCAACAUGGAUAUUGCUUUUAAUUUGUUUGAAAGGAUGCUUGGAGAAGGCUGCAUUCCGAGCUCCUGCACUUAUAAUGUGCUGGUUAGUGGGUUGUGCAAAGAGGGCAAAAUGCAUGAAGCAUCUGAAUUAUUGGAAAGGAUGUUGGAGAGAGGUGUGAAACCCGAUGUUGUUACUUGUUCUAUUCUCAUUGAGAAUAUGCUAAAAGAAUAUGCCUUUGGUUAUGCCUAUGCAAUGCUUGAUAAAAUGGUUUCUCUAGGAUAUAAACCUGAUGUUUGCACUUACACUUCCUUUCUUCUUGCAUAUUGCAACCAAGGGCAGUUGAAUGAAGCAGAGAAUGUGAUGACUAGAAUGAAAGAAGAAGGCAUUAGGCCAGAUUUUAUGACCUACACUGCAUUAAUGGAUGGGUAUGGACGUUUAGGAUUGAUGGACGGUGCAUUUGAUACCCUUAGACGUAUGGUUGAUGCUGGAUGUGCACCUUCUCAGUAUACCUAUGCUGUAUUAGUUAAACAUCUUUCACAUGAAAAGCAUACUAAAGGAAAUGUAACUGAAGUCAGACUCGAUCUGAAAGGUGGGGUUCCUUUAAUAAACAUUGCUGAUGUAUGGAAAGUGAUGGAUUUUGGUACUGCUCUGAUGCUUUUUGAGAAAAUGACUGAAUAUGGUUAUGCACCUAAUUUGAACACGUACAGUGCGCUUGCUACUGGACUUUGUAGAGAAGGAAGAAUUGAAGAAGCUUGGAAAUUGUUUGAUUAUAUGCAUAAGCAUGGUUUGUCUCCUACAGAAGAUAUGUAUGAUUUGUUGAUAAACUGUUGCUGCAAGUUGAAAGUGCACGAGAAAGCCCUGCAGAUUCUUGGUAACAUGGUCAAGCAUGGUUUAAUACCACACUUGGAGUCCUUCAAAUUGCUUGUUUGUGGGUUAUAUGAUCAAGGCAAUAGUGACAUAGCGAAAGCAGUAUUCUGUUGGCUGCUAGAGUGUGGCUACAAUCAUGAUGAAAUAGCUUGGAAACUUUUAAUUGAUGGCUUACUUAAGAGGGGGCUUGUUGACAGUUGCUCUGAACUGCUGGACAUCAUGAAGAAAAAUAAUUGCCAGUUAAAUCCCCAAACAGAUUCAAUGUUAAUAGAGGGUCUUUUUGAGAGAACAUAGGGCGCAUAGAAUGGUGAUUCUGUACCUCUUAGACGAAUUCUUUUACUGUACUGGUUAGAGUUACAUGUAGUAUAUCUCACAUAUGUUGGAAGAGUCCUCAAUUUUAUAUGUGAAGGAAUAUUUCCAAUUGCGCUUCUUAAGAUAACACCUUGAUUGACUGAGACUUCUGAUUUGCCUCGUCAAAGUUCAAUGGAGCAGCCCAAUAAUUCAGGAUAAGCAAAUUCUUUCAAUGAAGGAGAGGCAAGUAGUCACUUACUAUUUUACGUAAGAUUGUUGUUCAACAGAGGUGAGGCAAGUGAACCGUCAGCGAAGUUGCUACACCUUCAUGGUUGCAGCAUCAAGAUGUUGUGCUUUCCUACCAGGGAUCUGUUAGAAGCAAUUCAAGCCAGAGCAUUGACAGAAAGUGGUUAAGUGUGAAGCUUCUCUCUCCAUUAGGACCUUUGCGUCCUUGAUCUUCUGAAAGAAAGCCUAGAUGGUUGAGAGGACAGAUUCAACAGAGUUCGGGGGCUUGAUGGACGUAUUUCUGUGGACGCACUUAUGCCUCCAACUGGGAAUUUAUCACUGCAAUAUGUUUUUUCAGAGUUAUUGCAUCGUGUGAUUAUUCCAUGGCUGCUGCUUGUUGCCUUUGUUGAAACUUAAAAGGCCUGAAAUCAAAAUGAAAACAGAAAAGCAAAAAAGAAAGAACGGAUGAGAAGAGAACGAGAACAGAAUAAAGAAAAUAGGCAAGGUUCUGUGUGUGUUCGUCGCAAGGAAAAAAAACAUUGAUCAAAGUAAGGAGGAGAAGCCGAUGAAGCAAACAAGGAUGAGUCAAAUGGAGUGGUGAAGUAGACGGAAGGAAGGAAGGAAAUGGUGUUCAGGGGAAGAGGACAGCAGAAGAAACAGGAGGAAUUUGUUGUAAUUGUUUGAUGGCUUUUAUGCUUUAAACUUUUGAGAUAUUCUAUAAUGACCCAUAACUUUUGAAACUGUAAAUUCACCCCUGAAUAUUUUAAUUUGGCAGCUUUAAAGUUCUAAAUUCAUCAACUAUGAAUCUGAACGACAGAUAUAUAACUAACCAA